UUCCGUGAUUCCCGACGAGAGGUGGAAGUGUGUGUGUGAGUCAGAGAGAGAGAGAGAGAGAGUCGUCUUAAGGUUGGGGUCGGCAUCACCGACAGCUCACAUCGAAAGAGAGUCAGUAACGUGAUCUUACAUCCCACCGCUUGCUUGCUUGUUUCCCACUCCAUAUGAUCAUAGAAACACCACCGCUCACAUGCAUGGCCAUCACCAACAUACACCUGACAUUUGGAUAAUCUAUGGCGACAUAUUAUCCAUGCAUGACAUACUUGACCUUCCUCCUAUACACAAACAAUAGAGAGAGAGAGAGAGAGAGAGAGAGAGAGAGAGAGAGAGGAGAGAGAGAGAGUGAGUUGUCUGCUUGUGUUAGGGUUAGGUUUUUUGCAGCUUCUAAUCUGUUUCUUUCCCACCACCUGUCCCAGAGAGGAUGGAAUUAUAGCAGGUUGAUUCCCUCAGUUCAUUUAAUUUCGAGUCUGAGCCAGAGGCAAAAGCGAAGUCCAUCAAAGAAGCCUGGAAUUCCUUGUUGUGAUCCCUUGAAGGAGGAGGAGGAGGAGGAGGAGGUAGCGGCGGCGGUGAUGGCAACUUCUGGUUCGGCGAUCUCGAGGAGAUCAAGCCCUUCGGAGAGGGACAUGGUGGAGGAAGACGGUGAAGAUAGUCCCAGGAACGGAGGGAGCUCCAGCAACAGCACGGUGGAGGAGAACGAUCGCAAGGUGGCCGUGCGUCAGUACGUCAGAUCCAAGAACCCAAGGCUCCGAUGGACACCUGACCUACACCUUUGCUUCGUCCAUGCCGUGGAGAGGCUCGGCGGCAAAGACCGAGCAACACCAAAGCUGGUCCUCCAGCUGAUGAAUGUAAAGGGACUAAGCAUAGCUCACGUCAAGAGUCACUUGCAGAUGUACAGGAGCAAGAAUGAAGAUUCUGGUCACGCAAAUCCGAGGAACCUGAUGCAAGGCGGCCAGCCACACGCGUACAGUCUCAGCCAUCUCCCCCUGUUGCAUGCCUUCCAUCAAAGGCCCAACAGCAAAUCAAGACCAGAUGAUGUUUCCUGGGGUAGCCACAGAUAUUGGAUGCCGAACCAAAUCCUCGCGAGGGCCAUGGCGACUACGGGAUCAGGAUCUUAUACCGAGAUGAUCCUCGGAGACAAAAGCAGGAUAACAAGCAAUCAAGAUACCGGAAAAGGCAGCGAGACGCAGCUCUUCCAUGAUCACACCGGACAUAAACCGAGAGAGACCGAGAGCUGCUACUUCAGGACCCGAAUCGAAGAGCGGAGGCAGGUGAGACGGGAAGCUGGGGAUCACGAGCCUGAUCUCGCUCUAUCUCUGCAUACAGGACCACGGCAGGAGAAGCGGCCGAAGACACGGGAAGAGGAGCAAGUAGACAGCAACUUGUCACUCGCCUUGUUUCCUCCCUCAUCCUCAAGCCUUGACAUUUGGUCCAGAGAUGAUGCCAAGGCAUCCUCCCGGAGCACAGCAGGUUAGACGGAGGAAGAAGAAGAAGAAGAAGAAGUCAGCAUAGUGUCAAGUACUGGAGGUCUCACCAUACGAUGGCAAUGUGGUGAGAUGUUUAGUACUUUUCCGUAUUGUUUCCAACAUGUAUUUAUUACGACAGAGGUGUUAGCACCCUAAAUAGGGCACUCUAUUUGCCUUGCUUGUGUACUUCCUUCCAAAGAGCAACCCAUGAGAUCUUGUAGGAGAGUUGACUGACUGCAAGCCUGCAUAUUAGUUUUAGCUGUGGAUGGAUAAGUAUUUUUCUUUAUAUAUCUACUCCUCAUCAUUAAUCAUUGUUGACAAAAUCACGCAUCAUUGACCAAA
This is a messenger RNA of Musa acuminata AAA Group (dessert banana), 1805 nucleotides long. RefSeq names its product putative Myb family transcription factor At1g14600. The record is from RefSeq and is a predicted model, not a curated record. The transcript has 5 exons. Bases 234 to 1472 code for a protein of 412 amino acids. Lineage: Eukaryota; Viridiplantae; Streptophyta; Magnoliopsida; Zingiberales; Musaceae. Gene Ontology annotation, molecular function: DNA binding; DNA-binding transcription factor activity.